AACCUAUUCAUUUGGGGGGGGGGGUAAAGGUGUUACAUGUUGAGAACCCAGGACAUUUAUACACAUUGCAUUUGUGAGAUUCAUUCAUGUAUGGCACACUUUGGUUGUACAUUCACAGACAGUGAUAGGUAUGCAGACAGUUGGUUUAUUCUGCUGCUCUAUCACAGCCGCCAGUAACGUAUUUGAAUUAUUAAGACACGGGUAUAACUCUUAUACUUCUGCAUGUGUGGGUUAACUGUCAGUGUUCUGUAUGUUAAUCUUUUGGCAUUAUAGGUUUAACCUAUCAUGAUUCCAUUCCAUUAUUUUUAUUGUCGUAACUUGUGUGUACAAUGCGACAUUGCAACAUUAUUACCAGUAGUGACAUUCUUUGCACUCGGCGUCUUCUCAACUUUACAGUUGCUGCAUUGUUGUAAAGGAAAUAGCGAUAAAAUCCAAAUAUGAAAAUGUAGGAUAAAGUAAACUGUAGAAUAAAAUUAAAUAGUAAUAAGCCACUGCAAACUCUUGUGCAGCUAAUGCAAAAAAUAACUAAAAUAGUGCAAACUUUUAUUAAUGAAAAAGUUGAUCGUGAUAAUUGUGUGACACUUGAAGAAACCAGUAUUUAUGACUUUAAACUUCUACAUGAACUUCAAACAUCUGAAGUAAAACAUUCACAGCGAUGACGUGUUUUUGUGCACGGUGCAUACAUGCAUGGUGAUAACUGCUGUUAUUGCAUUAAUGCCCCAGCCUUCAGUUCAGUAGCCUAGAGUCAAUGCCCAGACACUGCUUUCUUUGCAUCGAUUUAAAUGAAUCAUUCAACUCAAAAUAGUGAUUAAAAGAGGGCGAAUGAGGACAAGGCCAGGGCACCAAAGGAAUUUACACAAAUCAUAUAAGUGGUUGAAUAUUUAGUUCCUGGAGAUUUACCCCUUUUGCACGCUGUGCUUUCCCUUUUCACAUGUUGUUAAAUAAGUCAUCGAUAUUGUCUGCUCUCCCACUGCACUACUGGGCCGGAUAUGUUGUCACACUGUCGACUCAUAACUCACUAGAUAAACUUUGUUUACUUGUCAGUGUGGGGGAUUUUCUCAAGAGGGUUUACUGCCUGAACAUGAAUUAUACUACCCAUAACUUUAGAAGAGGUUCUUGCUUUAUGGAUGCCCCCCCCCAUCUUGUGUCGCCAUGUUUCUACAGGAGCCUGAAUGGACUCACCAGCCACAGCACCCAUGUUGCGUGAAGGAGCGCAGAUGCCACAGAGGCCUUUAAGAGCAGCAUAUAGCGAAUAAAAUGAUGGCCCGGAUUUGUUUUCCACUCAGCGAUCAACGUCUGAAAAGUUUGGAAAUAAGUACGUGAAACACUUUUCACGUUUUUCUCCUGGGAUUCAAACAUUAGCACGGUUUCAGUCACGUGGUGCCUGAGGAAGGAGCGCACCAUGAUCUCCACAGCCCUCCGCUGGGUCUUCCUAUUGUCAUUUAUCAUUCUGACCAUCGGUGGGAACGUACUUGUGUUUCUGGCCGUGGGACUCAGCCGUCGACUGUGGCGCAUUGCUAAUUGCUUCGUGGUGUCACUGGCAGCGACUGAUCUCCUGCUCGGCCUGCUGGUGCUGCCCUUCACCGCCACUGUGGAGCUGCGUGGUGGCAAAUGGUCCCUGGGAGGAGCCCUGUGUAACAUCUACCUCUCAGUGGAUGUCAUGCUGUGUUCAUCCUCUAUCUUGACCCUGAUGGCAAUCAGUGUGGACCGAUACUUGGCCAUUUCGGCUCCUCUUAGCUACUCACGGAGAGUCACCCCACUCAGUGUGACUCUGGCCCUAAUCGCCAUCUGGACCAUGUCCCUUACUAUGUCCUUUGUACCCAUCCACCUUGGGUGGAACACUGUGGACUACAGGGUGCAGCACUCUGACUGGGGCUUGGGGGAUGAGGACAAAAAGGGGCACUACUGCCAGUUUGAAUGGAACAAUAACUACGUUCUUAUUUAUACCUCUGUCGCAUUUUACCUGCCUCUGCUUCUCAUGAUUGGAAUGUAUCUUUGCAUAUUCAGAGUGGCACAAGAACAGGUGCGGCGUAUUCGUGCUGCCACGCCAUCGUUUCCACGUAUGGCAUCAACUGUUGCCACAGUCCGUGAGCAUAAGGCCACAGUGACCCUUGCAGCUAUUCUGGGGGUGUUUGUCAUCUGCUGGUUCCCUUACUUCACUUACAUCACCUGCGUAAGCAUAAAGGAAAAGACCAAUCCUCCCAAUACACUACACUCAGUGGUUCUUUGGCUGGGCUACUUUAAUUCCGCCUUGAACCCAAUAUUGUAUCCAGCCUUAAACAGGGACUUUCGCAGGGCCUAUGUAGACCUGCUUCGCUCUACAGGACAGUUUUGCAGGAAACUACCAUUUACUCGUGCAUCUGUACACCACAGAUUGACCUGCGUGAGCGGACAGAAGGUGUCUCAGCAGUUAGAGAAACACGAAGAUAAGAAAGAACCUGAAAUGGGGAAUGGUCUCGUGUGUCAUGAGCCCAACGCUGUACCUGAUGAGCCCAGGUGAAACACUGUGCUUGUGCUGGACUGUACACCUGCUGCACUGUAAUUCCAAACUCGCUCCACUACCAGAUUAAACAUUCACGGUAUCAGUUAGCUGUUUCUUGUUUAGUGCCACACACAGCAAGCUCAUGUCAAACCCAAAGCACUGCAUUGUGAAUGUAAUAUUUUUUAUUAGCGUAUUGAGAGAUCCAGCUGAAUAAAAGCCUCAUGUGUGUCAAUGA
Molecule: messenger RNA, 2717 nt
Organism: Solea solea (common sole)
Lineage: Eukaryota; Metazoa; Chordata; Actinopteri; Pleuronectiformes; Soleidae
Gene: hrh2b
Product: histamine receptor H2b
Exons: 4
Coding region: 1403-2500 (365 amino acids)
Biological process (GO): adenylate cyclase-activating adrenergic receptor signaling pathway
Cellular component (GO): membrane
Molecular function (GO): G protein-coupled receptor activity
Source: RefSeq, a predicted model, not a curated record